This is a messenger RNA of Macrosiphum euphorbiae (potato aphid), 2322 nucleotides long. The record is from the annotation of a GenBank genome assembly. Lineage: Eukaryota; Metazoa; Arthropoda; Insecta; Hemiptera; Aphididae.
AUGGCUUGCGGCUCAUUAACACCUAAUGUGUUCAUCUCAGAACUUGAUCAGAUUAUGAACAUCUUGGAACGAGGCACAAUCGUCACACGAUUUUAUUUGAAGAAACGGCCUGAGAAACGAACACUGAAGCUACGCAAGGAAACACGACAGAUUCUCUGGUCAAGGACAAGCAGUAGCAACAAUAAAACAUUUGAUGGCUCUUUGGACCUCAAAGAUGCCAAAGAAGUACGUUGUGGUAGAAAUAGUAAAGAAUUUGAUAGAUGGCCUGAUGAAUUGAAGAAAUUUGAAGCGUCCAAAUGCUUUGUCAUAUUUUAUGGCAACGAAUUCAAAUUGAAAACUCUGUCCAUAGUUGCAUUAUCUGAACAAGAAUGUGAACUAUGGAUCAAAGGCUUAUAUCAUCUUGUAAAUGAUACUGUCUGUGCUCCAUAUCCAUUACAAGUUGAAAGAUGGCUGCGUAAAGAAUUUUAUAUUAUGGAAAAUUCAAGGGAAACAGUGACAUUGAAAGAUGUAAAAGCUUUUUUUCCUCGUGUUCAUUGCAAAAUUUCAACCAGUAAACUACGAGAGUUGUUUCAAGAAGUCGAUACCAGGAAGCGUAAUGAGCUUAAUUUUGAUGAGUUUGUCACUCUCUAUAAUAAGCUUAUCUAUAAUUCAGGGAUUUUCAAUGAAUGUUUUUCAAUGUAUUGUUCAGCUGACGACACAUUCAACGUUCAAAAUCUAACUAGGUUUCUGAACGCUGAGCAAGAAAGUUUAUGUCUUGAAGAAGAAGUUGUUGCUAAACAUAUGAAAGAAUAUUUCAAGUAUUGUGGAAGAGAUUUAAAUGAUAAGCUACAAUUUACCUCAACUGAUUUUAUGGACUAUUUGUUUUCAAAACAAAAUGAGAUAUGGGAUCAAUAUUAUGACAAUAUAUUUCAGAACAUGACAAAACCACUUUCACAUUAUUGGAUAGCAUCUUCUCAUAAUACCUAUUUAACUGGCGAUCAAGUAUCUAGUGAAAGUUCAAUUGAGGCAUAUGUAAGGUGUUUACGUUGGGGAUGUCGCUGUAUAGAAUUAGAUUGUUGGGAUGGACCAGACGGACUGCCAAUAAUAUACCAUGGCCAUACAUUAACCAGUCGUAUAAAAUUUUUAGAUGUCCUAAAAACGAUUAAAGAACACGCUUUUAUUGCUUCGCCGUAUCCAGUUAUUUUGUCAAUAGAAGACAACUGUUCAAUACCACAACAGCGAAAUAUGGCAUCAACUAUGAUUGAAGUAUUAGGGGAUAUGUUACUUACACAACCGGUUGACCGGAAUGAAAACAAAAUGCCUUCCCCUGAACAACUUAUGUAUAAGUUCAUAAUAAAACAUAAAAGACUUCCAGAAAAAGUUAAUGGAGACCAAGCUGUCACAAUUAGACAUAACGAUGACUCUAAGGACACUGAUUUAAGAAACACAAAAAAAAAUGGAGUACUUUAUCUAGAAGAUCUGUUAGAAAAAGAAUGGAGACCUCAUUUUUUCGUACUGUCUGGUAAUAAGCUUUAUUAUACAGACCUCUGUAAAUCAGAUAUCGAUAAUGAAGAUGAAGCAGAUGGAGGAGAGUUAGAAAUUAGUGAUGUAUCUAGUGCAAAUCGAUUGAGAGAAGGUAUACCUAAUGAUGAAUUACAUUUUGGAGAAUACUGGUUUCAUGGAAAAUUAGCUCGUGGUAGAAAUGAAGCUGAAGAACUAUUGAAACAGUAUCAGCAUUUUGGAGCCGGUACAUUUCUAGUAAGACAAAGUGAUACAUUCAUUGGCGAUUAUUCUCUAUCAUUCUGGCAUCUAGGCAAAGUAAACCACUGCAGAAUACGUUCAAAGCAUGAUAGAGGUCAAAUAAAGUAUUAUUUGAUAGAUGGUGCUGCAUUUGACAGUUUAUAUAGUUUGAUAACUUAUUAUCGUACAUAUCCAUUACGAAUACAAGAAUGCUAUAUUAUUUUGAAUGAACCUGUACCUCAGCCUUUAAAGCACGAAGGGAUGAGUUGGUAUCUUCCUCAUGUUUGUAGAAGUCGAGCAGAGGCAUUAUUGCGACGAGUACCACAAGAAGGUGCAUUUUUGGUGCGACCAUGUGAAAAUGACAAACAUCUUUAUGCUAUUUCAUUUAGAGCUGAAAAGAAAAUUAAACACUGUCGUAUUAAACUUGAAGGGCGAUUGUACACUAUCGGUGUAAAACAGUUUGAAAGCCUAGUAGAACUUAUAAAGUAUUAUGAACAAAAUUAUUUAUACAAAAAAAUUAAACUAUGGUAUCCUGUAAAUGAAGAUAUUGUACACAGAUUGGGAACUGUGAGUAUAAUAUACAUAAUAUAUAUAAUAUAUUAA